This is a messenger RNA of Oryzias melastigma (Indian medaka), 3850 nucleotides long. RefSeq names its product NRDE-2, necessary for RNA interference, domain containing (gene nrde2). Lineage: Eukaryota; Metazoa; Chordata; Actinopteri; Beloniformes; Adrianichthyidae. The record is from RefSeq and is a predicted model, not a curated record. Bases 35 to 3634 code for a protein of 1199 amino acids. The transcript is spliced from 19 exons. Gene Ontology annotation, cellular component: catalytic step 2 spliceosome. Gene Ontology annotation, biological process: regulatory ncRNA-mediated post-transcriptional gene silencing; RNA processing; negative regulation of RNA catabolic process. Gene Ontology annotation, molecular function: protein binding.
GUUUACUGCGUGACGUAGUGAUCCUUGCGACAUAAUGGCUCUCUUUCCAGCUUUUUCUGAAGUAUCUGAGAAUAAAUGUGAAAAUUCGACUGAAGAAUUAGACUGGCUCAAGAAUAAGAGUUUUCAGACUGGCGAUGCACUCUCCAUUCAGGCUCGUUUUUUAGAGAAGAACAGUGAGGGGCUAAAUGAGAGGGAAGCAAGCAUUGGAAGGGAUGUUAGUUCCACUGAUGAAAAAGCAAGAGAACACGGAGUUGUGCCCCCAAAAAAGAAGAAAAAGAAAAAUGAAAAGAAAAGAAAAAAGAAGAAAAAAUACAGAAAGAGGAGUGGAGGGGAUUCCAGCAGCAGUGGAACUGACUCUGACACUAUAUACCCCAGUGACCUAAAGAAGAAAGAGGAGGCUGAUAGGCAACACCCUGCUCCAUUAACAAGUCGCUUCUCCUGGUUGGAUGACCUCCAGUCAUCUACAAAGCAGCUGUUCUGUGUGGACAGUAAACCUGACCCAGCCAACUGGACUUACAAGUCCCUGUACAGAGGAGAUGUAGCCAGGUAUAGGAGGAAAGGCACUUCCUCUUUGGGUCUGGACUGCCGCAAGCAGGAGAUAAACUGGGAGGACUCAAAGAAAAAAAGCAAGCAGAAAGGAGAUAGAGGAGCAGACAGAUAUUUUUCUACAGCGAGUCGGCAUCUGCUCAGGUCUGAGCCGUCUGUUUCUGUAACGCCUGCAACUCCUGACAGCGGUGAAGGAAACAACUCGACUCCCUUCCUCCCCCUGGAUGAUCCUGAGAGAAAUGUCAGAGGACAAGAGACAAGUGGCAAAGUGCAGACAACUUCUGUAAACCCCUUGGGGAUAUACGACUCGUCCACAUCUCUGUGGUUGCAAGGUAAAGGAAAGCCGGAGGAGCAGGAGCUGGUCAAUCAGACGGAGGACAACGCUGCACAUGCAACCGGGAAGACUGAGGAAUAUAACCGGCGUCUCAGAGAGCAGCCAUCAGAUACACAGCUAUGGAUACAGUUCAUACGCUACCAGGAUGAGUUGAGUGCGUCAGUGUUUGGGGGCAGCGAGGAGCUACCAGGCAGCGAAUCUUCUGAGCGCCGUAAGUCCUCGUAUAGAGCAGUCCUGGAGAAAAAGCUGAGCAUUGCGGAUCGAGCCGUAGCCACCAACCCGACCUGCAUCGCUCUGCAGCUGGAGAGGCUCAGGAUCUGUCAGGAGCUCUGGGAGCCCUCCGUUCUGGCCAAAGAGUGGAAGAAACUGGUGUUUCUUCAUCCAAACAGUUCUCCUUUGUGGAGGCAGUAUCUACUCUUCAUCCAGAGCUACUUCAGCAGCUUCACAGUGUCCAAAGUGAACUCCGCAUAUGGGAAAUGUCUGAGCACGCUCAGUGCUGUGCUAGAUGGCAGCAUGGUCUCUCACCCAGCCCUUCCAGGAACUGAAGAGGACAUGUUGGACAUCUUCACUCAGCAGUGUCACUUCCUGCGACAGGCCGGUCACUCAGAGAAAGCCAUUUCUCUGUUUCAGGCCAUGAUGGACUUUACCUUCUUCAAGCCUGACAGUGUCCAAAAAUUGUCCACCAAGCAGCAGGUUGAGUUCUUUGAGCCGUUCUGGGAUAGUGGGGAGGCCAGAGUUGGGGAAGUGGGGGCCAGAGGCUGGAAAGCAUGGAUGCUCCAACAAGAGCGAGGAGGAUGGCUUCCACCUCCUGCAGAGGAAGAGGAUGAGGAGGAAGAAGAGGAUGAAGAGGAGGUGAAAGACAGGAGCCAGGCUAGAUGGACAGUGUGGCUGGAUGUGGAGUCUUCACGUGAAGCAGCUCACUGGUUGCCAUGGAGACCGGACAAAACCAAGGGUCAGACGGAGGAGGACUGUGAGGACCCUGACAGACAGGUGUUAUUUGAUGACAUCGGCUCGUCCCUGAUUUGUCUGUCCUCACCAAAACUCCGGCUCCGCCUCCUUCUCCAUUUCUUGUCUUUCCUGGGUUUGCCUGUAGGCUCUAUUCUCUCUGGAGUCUCUCAGCCUAGCUUAUUUCUGGAGAAUCUAUCUCUGGUUACUCAGGGUAACGAGCCCCAGCGGCCUCUGACCUCCUGCGACAUACCUGACCCUGGGGUUAACUCUGUGGGCCAUAUGACGACUCUCCAGGGAAUGAGGAAGUGGAUGGGGCUUGGAAAGCAGGGCGAGAGGUUUCUCACCAACAUAUUGAGCAUGCUGCACCCUGUCCUUCCUCCUCACCACCGAGCUUCUGUGACUCUCACCCUCGUCCAAUACGAGAAGCUCAAAGUCUUGCGCAGUUUGCACAGUGGAAAUAAAAAGCGCCUUCGCUCUCAGGGGAAGAGCAGCAAGCGAGUGGUGAAGCGGCUCCUUAAAGAGCCUGACAACCGCUCAUCUUUGGUUCUGUGGCGCGAGUAUGCCCACCUGGAGUGGCUCCUGGGAAACCUGGAUGAGGCUCGCAAAGUGUUCUCUACAGCCUCAGCGAUGGGGGGAGUCAAAGGACUGAGCAGCGUGGCUCUGUGUGAGCUGUGUCUGCUCUGGUCCCAGCUCGAGGUGGAGGAGGGAGCGAAGGAACAAAGGCAGCUCACAGAUGUAACCACGUCACCAGCUGUCUGCGUCCUGACCAAACUCGCAGAGGGAACAUCUGCAUCCUUCUCCUCCUCCCAGUCUCUCUCUCCAGUUUCCAUCCUAAAGGCCAGGAAAGCCUACGAACAGGCACUGGCUGCCAGCUUGUCAGGCCUGGAACAAAGCAUCAAGAACUCUCAGGGUGACACAAAAGACCAGGAAAAGCUGCCAGAAGAUAAGCUGAGGUUGAGAGGUCUGGUUGGCUGCUACGCUCUGUUCCAGUACCUCACCGUGAGCGUCCACGCUGCCAUUUUAGUCUACAGCCUGGCCAGGGAGAAGAUGGAGCAACUUUAUCACACCUUAACACCUGAAAAGCCGCCCGGCGGUGGCGAGAAAGCCAACCUGACGCGCAGCUGUGAAUCCAGUUCCCACCUUCCAAACCACAGUUUUGUCAGCCAGUUAGCUUAUGAGUGUGAGGUAUUAGCGGUGCAGCAGGCGGCAUUGCUGAAGUACCACAGCAGCAACAGUGUGUUUCCUCUGGCAACACUGAGGCACACGCUCACCUCGGCCCUCUCAUCCUGGCCCGGCUGUGCCCUUUUGUGGGGCAUAUAUGUGCAGGUGGAGAAUCGUUACCAUAGUGCUGGCAGGGCACGUCGUUUUUUUCACUCUGUAAGCAGAGACAGCGGCGGGGUUGUACCACGCCUCUUUGCCAUUGUUGCUGAACAACAAAGGAAGCAGCUGGUGGAUUCUGCUCAGAGGUCUUGUCACUACAAUGAGGCCUUGCCCGUACUACCAGAAAACGGCCUAGGCAACCGAAUCCAGGCACUUUUUGAAACUGCCACCACAACGGAGGGGGGAGCUCACUGCCCUUUACUGUGGAGGAUGUACAUUCACUUCUUGGUUUCUGAUGGUAAGAUGGAUAAAGCCAGAGCGAUUUUCUAUAAGGCCCUGCAGAAUAUUCCCUGGGUAAAGGGUCUGUAUAUGGAUGCAGUCCAGCUGUUUCCGGAGCAUCUGCAGGAGUUCAUAGAUCUGAUGAUGGAGAAAGAGCUCCGACUGAGGCUGCCUUUGGAAGAGCUGGACAUUCUCCUGGAAGACUAAUUGGACAGCUCAUUAAAGAAAAUGAGCUGGCAACAUCUGCAAAAGCAAUGAUAUUUGUUGGCUAUAAUUUUCUUAAAAAAAUUACACAUACAAAGCUUUAGUGGGUAGCUGGGAGCUACAUACUUUUACAAAACGUGUACAAAAUGUUUCAAAUGCUUUAAUAUCCACUUGUUUUAAUAUUCUAGUUUGACAAUAAAUUGCAUUGUUGCCAGUUGU